Camponotus floridanus (Florida carpenter ant) is the source of this 990-nucleotide messenger RNA. RefSeq names its product protein CREG1-like. The coding region runs from base 140 to 949 and encodes 269 amino acids. The record is from RefSeq and is a predicted model, not a curated record. The transcript has 5 exons. Lineage: Eukaryota; Metazoa; Arthropoda; Insecta; Hymenoptera; Formicidae.
AUUAAUCACAAAGUUUAUAAAAGGCGCGCAGUAACGAGCAAUGCAUUUGUGCUUAAGCCUCAUCUUCAACAAGAACAUUAUCGAGCAGAAGCCGCUUCUCUUAUUGUAAAAAGCACUCAGUGUAGUGAAAAUUCUGACGAUGAUGUUGCGAAUCGCGAGCGUUAUCGCUUUUUGCGUUUUAUUAAGUGAGGCACGUAACUUCAACGAUGCGCGAGUGAAUUAUGAUAAAUAUUGGAAGGAAUUUCAAGAAUUUAUUAAAUGGAAGAGAACAAAGGAGCUGAGCGAAUACAAUGUCGAGUUUCUAACGCGUGCGAUCGGAUUCGAUGAUGAUAAAGACGUUCAAAGGAUUGAUAAUCGAGCUAUACAGGAUCUACCACUGAUAAAUCAGCCAGCUUUAGUGGCUAGAUACGUUGUUAAUCAAGCUGAUUGGGCAGCUAUAGCGACGAUAAGCACUCGAAAAGAUGUUGAAACAUUUCCUGUUGCGAAUUUAAUUUCUAUCGGCGAUGGACCUAUUGGAAACGGCACUGGAAUACCAUAUAUGUAUCUUACCCCUCUUGACUACACUGCUCAAGAUCUCGUUAAAGAUCAUCGCGCGACUCUUCUAGUAUCAUUGGCGGAAGGAACUUAUUGCAAAAAUAAACAAUGGGAUGCGAUGGACCCACGAUGUGCUAGAGUUAUGCUAAGUGGAAAAAUUGUAGCAGUGAAGAACAAUACUGAAGAGCAUAAAACUGCAGAACAAUUAUUCUUCGAUCGUCAUCCGAAAUUGGAAAAUAUGCCCGCAGAUCAUGGAUUUUUCUUCGCCAAGUUAGAAAUAUAUGCGAUCGCUUUGUUAUACAACUUUGGUGGACCAAAAUACAUUUCAGUGGAAGAUUAUUUUCAUCCGUCGGUGAAUCAUAUUGUAAAUAACUUAUACAAACAUUUCAUUGUGGAAUUAGUAUCUAAUGAGUAGAUUCUGUAAAUACUGUCACUAAUAAAUUUCUCGAGGUUUAA